CCUCCCCUUCAGUACCUCUUAUGGCUUGGUGCAGGUGGGACACACUCCUCUUGUUUCCUCUUUUAUGGCCGAACUAGUGACUGCAGGAUUAAGUGGACAACGCGUGCAGGAGGAGGAUACAUGAAAUAACACCGAGCAGGGAGGAGACCGCGGAGAAACAUGUCCUUCCCAGCCAGCCACACCACCACCACCGCACCACCGCCGGAGAGCACAGCCGGCGGUGGCGAGCGGAAAAUCUUCAUCAACACCGCACAUCUCAGAACGUAUGAAGGGAGACUCAAGCUGGGCCAUCUGGUCAUCGCAGUGCUGGUGUUCAUCUCCGUCAUGGCCUCGGACUACCCUCGCACCAUGCCCGCCAAUUGGAUCUCUUUCGUCUCCAUGGGAUGUUUCUGGACAAGCGCUGUGUUGCUCUUCCUGUACCUGAUCAACGCUGUGGCCCUGCUGUCUGUCGUUCCCUGGGGAAUGCUGGAGCUUGGGUACAGCUGCCUCUGGACGUUCUUCUGGUUCGUGUCGGGCUGUGUGGCGUCAGACUUCGCCAGCCAAGGCGCGGGUGACGCCUUUGCAGUCGCUGCUUUCUUCAGCUUCCUGGCCAUGAUCAUUUUUGGCCUCAACGCCUUCCUGUUCUAUAAGAAGUGGAGGGAGGGAGCGCUGUCCACCACCCAGCCACCCCGCACCACCACCACCACCACCACGACAACCAGCAACACCUCAAACAUCGGUGGCGGGCCGGCUACCAUCACCACCACCAAUUCCGCAACCGUACAGAAAUAUUAGACCCUGAUUUGACUGUUGGUGUAAUUCUUCGGUUGUUUUGAUGUUGUAUAUUUUUUGCAUUUAACUUUUGGUGGUGGGCCCGCUACCACCACCAUCACCACCACCAUUUCCGCAACCGUACAGAAAUAUUAGACCCUGAUUUGACUUUUGGUGUAAUUCUUCGGUUGUUUUGAUUUUGUAUAUUUUUUUGCAUUUUCCUUUCUCUCUCUCUCUCUCUCUCUCUCUCUCUCUCUCUCUCUCUCUCUCUCUCUCUCUCUCUCUCUCUCUCUCUCUCUCUCUCUCUCUCUCUCUUUAUUUGUGUUUUUUUUGUGUUUUUGUCUUCGUUUUCAGAAUGUACGGAACCUGAUUUGAUAUUUCCGCUCCCUUGUCUUCAUUUUCUUCGCUGUUUAUUCUGCUAACUUUUUCUUCAUUUCCAUUUUUCUUCUUUGUUUUCCAUUGAUUUGUUCUUUCUUUUUUUUUUUCCUGGAUUCACAUAAUUUUUUUUCUUCUAUUUUCCUUUCUUCUUUUCUUCCUUGUGUGCCGUCAUCCGUUUUCUUCUUUUUCUUCCUAUCUUCAUUUAUUUUCUUCCUUGUCUUGUUAUCCUUUUUCUUCUUCCUUGUCUUCCAUUCUUCAUUUUCUUCCUUGUUUUGUUAUAAUUUUUCUUCUUCCUUGUCUUCCAUCCUUCAUUUUCUUCCUUGUUUUGUCAUCCUUUUUCUUCUACCUUGUCUUCCAUUCCUCCUCUGGCUGCCCUUCCCCUCGUGGUAGCACAGCAGCGAGGGUGUUGUUGUUGUUGUUGAGUAGCGUGGCAGCGUGGGUACUGUAUUGUUGUUCAAGUGGCGCGCGGGAAGAACUGAGCUCAGCUGUGUGGCCGCGGCGCCGUGUGAGUCCGGUUGCGGGAGACAUCUGGUGGACACUCCAUAAAAUAUCGCUGCUGUGCUACCACGAGGGGAAGGGCAGCCAGAGGAGGAACCACGAGAGGGAGAGGAGUCAGAGUGAUACAGUAGGCAAUAAAGGUACAAACCUACCUCUUGUUGGAUUUACAUUGUUUUUGAUUUACGCGACCUCUUCAAGGACACAAUACUCGCGUAAGUCGGGAGUUACCUGUACAAGAAGGGAGUGUAGUCAGGGGGUAUUGGACACUUCUUUGCCACGGUCAUCCCUCGGGAGCAUCACUGAGGUAGACAGACAGAACAAUCUCUCAUCAAUUCAACAUUCCACUAACAUUAUGUAUAGCCUGUAUUUUUAUAUGUCUUGACACCUCAGUUCACCUGUUUGACCGUGGACUGUUUUGUGACGCUGGUGACAGUCUUACGCGCCUUCUGCACAUUGAACGGGAAAAGCACCCAAGAAAACCCAGUCAUUCGUCUCUGUGGCCUAUGAAAAGUUGUAAUGCGAGCCUGACACGUUUAACCAGUGCGCUACGAUUGGCAUGGAUUUGGCCCUCACUGGUAGCCUGGUAACAUACACUCCCAGGUCUUUCUCUGCCUCUGUGGUGGAUAGUGGAGUGUUUCCCAUGUGGUAUUGGUGUGCUGGAUAUCCCUUCACUGGUAGCCUGGUAACAUACGCUCCCAGGUCUUUCUCUGCCUCUGUGGUGGAUAGUGGAGUGUUUCCCAUGUGGUAUUGGUGUGCUGGAUAUCCCUUCACUGGUAGCCUGGUAACAUACACUCCCAGGUCUUUCUCUGCCUCUGUGGUGGAUAGUGGAGUGUUUCCCAUGUGGUAUUGGUGUGCUGGAUAUCCCUUCACUGGUAGCCUGGUAACAUACACUCCCAGGUCUUUCUCUGCCUCUGUGGUGGAUAGUGGAGUGUUUCCCAUGUGGUAUUGGUGUGCUGGAUAUCCCUUCACUGGUAGCCUGGUAACAUACACUCCCAGGUCUUUCUCUGCCUCUAUGGUGGAUAGUGGAGUGUUUCCCAUGUGGUAUUGGUGUGCUGGAUAUCCCUUCACUGGUAGCCUGGUAACAUACACUCCCAGGUCCUUCUCUGCCUCUGUGGUGGAUGGUGGAGUGUUUCCCAUGUGGUAUUGGUGUGCUGGAUAUCCCCUCCCAAGGCGCAGGACUUUACAUUUUUCUUCAUUGAAUUGUAACAACCACUUUUUGUUCCAUUCCUGUAGCUUGGUGAGGUCUGACUGUAGGAAAUCUGCAGUUAAGGGGCUAAGAAUGUGGACCUACGCAAUUAUGUAACAAAAUAUUUAUUCCCAAGAUAUUCCCAAACAAGGUGUGAGGUAGAUAGAUUACUAAGUUAAUAAAUCAACAUUAAUUUGUAUAGAUUAUAUGCCAUAACCAAAGUUGGAAAGUUUGGUUUAGUGGGCGCAACAUCUGUGGUCAUAUGCCGGAGAGAGACAGGAGGGGAAGGAAUUAUAGGAGAAGGGAACAGACCCCAGGCGACGGGACACAACCCCCAAUUAAUACCUGGUACCCAUUCACUGCUGGAGGGCAGACAGGGGCGUAGGGUAUCGGAAAAGCCGCCCAAAUUUUUCCACUCCGCCUGGGAAUUGAACCCGGGCUCUCUUGCUUGUGAGCCGAGUGUGCUAACCACUGCACCAUGAAGCCCCCGAUGCCAUAACCAAAGCAAAUAAUUAUGUUUUCAGCAAAAUCAAUGAGGGUAAUAAUAAUAAUAAUAAUAAAAAUAAUGCAUAUGUUUGUGUAAUAAUGUAACUGGGCCAAUGUUCAUGUAGAGUAUAUAUACAUCACACAUUAGUAUUUCAUCUUUCACCAGUAUAAAUUGCAUCCUUGUCUUUCCUCUUUUCCUCACCAGCAGCUUGGCACCCUGAACAUGGCCCACUGAUAUAUGACAACAUUAUAAAGCCUUGCAAAACUCACAUCAGAGGAGUGUGGGCGUGAUAGCAAGCCGUGAGUCGUGCCGUGCCGUGCCGUGCCGUGAGUCGUGCCGUGCCGUGCCGUGCCGUGAGUCGUGCCGUGCCGUGUCGUGCCUCGUGCCGUGCCGUGCCGUGAGUCGUGCCGUGCCGUGCCGUGCUGUGUCCGCCUCUAAUGAUCAGUUCAGCCAACGCGUGCCACAAAUCCGCAUGCACUGGCCCAUUCAGAGGCGGCCGCUGUGUAUAUAUUUAAGACUCCUUCAGCAAGAAACAUUUACUCUCUUCUUGACACAAACUACAAUUUUGCUUAUUUUUAUCAAUUACCAUUUUCAUCUCUGUUCACUACACCUCAGCUAUGUGUGUGCAUGGUUUCGUAACAUUCAUUUAGACAGAGUUUUAUAGUAUAUAUAAUUCCAUUUUACUAACCAUACAACUCCUUCCUGCCAAUAUAUGAUAAAUAUGUUAAUAAUAAUAAAAUAGUAUGUAAUGUU
Molecule: messenger RNA, 4052 nt
Organism: Eriocheir sinensis (Chinese mitten crab)
Lineage: Eukaryota; Metazoa; Arthropoda; Malacostraca; Decapoda; Varunidae
Product: plasmolipin-like
Exons: 7
Coding region: 160-774 (204 amino acids)
Cellular component (GO): membrane
Source: RefSeq, a predicted model, not a curated record